Messenger RNA from Arvicanthis niloticus (Nile rat), 6404 nucleotides. The record is from RefSeq and is a predicted model, not a curated record. NCBI's taxonomy places the organism in Eukaryota, Metazoa, Chordata, Mammalia, Rodentia, Muridae.
CCACUGUGUCGCCGGUGGGAUACUGAUGGGCUCCCGAGCCGCGGCGCUUGUGCUGCCGUCCGGGCGGGUUCCUCAGCGGAGCCCCGCUGCUGGUAGGCACAAUGAGCGGACGGCAGAGAACGCUCUUCCAGACGUGGGGCCCGAGCCUCGUGCGAGGCGCCGGCGCUCCCGGCUGCGGCCAGCCGCGCUCGCCCGCGGUGGCGGAGGCGCUGCCGGAGGAGGACGACGACGAGGUGCUGCUGGUGGCGGCUUACGAGGCCGAGCGGCAGCUGGAUCUCGGGGAUGGCGGCUUCUGCGCGGCUGCGGGCGCCCUGUGGAUCUACCCUACCAAUUGCCCGGUGCGCGACUACCAACUGGACAUCUCCCGGACCGCUCUGUUCUGCAACACCCUGGUGUGCCUGCCCACCGGGCUGGGGAAGACCUUUAUUGCCGCCGUGGUCAUGUAUAAUUUCUACCGCUGGUUCCCUUCUGGCAAGGUGGUUUUCAUGGCACCCACGAAGCCCCUGGUGACACAGCAGAUGGAAGCCUGCUUCCACGUGAUGGGUAUUCCACAGUCUCACAUGGCUGAAAUGACAGGUUCAACUCAAGCUAUCAACAGGAAGGAGAUAUGGUCCAGCAGGAGGGUUCUUUUUCUCACACCUCAGGUCAUGGUAAAUGACCUUACUAGAGGGGCUGUUCCUGCUGCCCAUGUGAAGUGUCUGGUGGUUGAUGAAGCUCACAAGGCCCUUGGGAACUAUGCUUACUGCCAGGUUGUAAGGGAACUGGUCAAACACACCAACCAUUUUCGAAUUUUGGCUCUUACUGCCACACCAGGUAGUGAUGUCAAGGCUGUGCAACAGGUGAUUACUAACCUACGAAUUGGGAAGAUAGAGCUUCGUUCGGAAGAUUCUCCAGAUAUUUUGCCUUAUUCUCAUGAAAGAAGAGUUGAGAAGCUCGUUGUUCCCCUUGGGGAAGAACUAGGAGCCAUUCAAAAGACGUAUAUCCAGAUUUUGGAAACAUUUGCCAGUUCUUUGAUUCAGAGAAAUGUUUUGAUGAAAAGAGACAUUCCCAAUCUAACAAAGUAUCAGAUAAUUCUGGCAAGAGAUCAAUUUAGAAAAAACCCAUCUCCAAAUAUUGUGGGAAUUCAGCAAGGCAUAAUUGAAGGAGAGUUUGCCAUCUGUAUUAGUUUGUAUCAUGGUUAUGAGUUACUGCAGCAGAUGGGAAUGCGGUCAUUAUAUUUCUUUCUUUCUGGAAUCAUGGAUGGAACUAAAGGAAUGACAAGGGCAAAAAAUGAGCUCAGCAGAAAUGAGGACUUCAUGAAGCUCUACACGCACCUGCAGAAUGUGUUUGCUCACACUCGAGAUCCUGCAGCAGCCAGCGAUGCUUUGGCUUUCCAGAAAGGAAAUAAAGAGAAAAAAUUUGUCUAUAGUCAUCCAAAGUUAAAGAAACUGGAAGAAGUUAUACUUGAACACUUCAAGUCAUGGAAUGCUAAAAACACCACUGAAAAGAAAUACCAUGAGAGCAGAGUUAUGAUCUUCUCUUCAUUUCGAGAUAGCGUUGAGGAAAUUGCAGAAAUGCUUUUACAGCACCAGCCAGUUAUUAGAGUAAUGACGUUUGUGGGCCAUGCUUCAGGGAAAAACACAAAAGGUUUUACCCAGAAGGAACAACUGCAGACAUAUAAUCAGAGUCAGUCCAACAAAAAAAAUAUUUAUAAAGCUAUUUCAGGUAGCAGACAAGUACUUCAGUUAUACCAAGAAAGCCCACGAAUGGUUCCUGAUAAAAUCAAUCCUGAAUUACACAAAAUGUUCAUCACACAUAGUGUCUAUGAACCAGAGAAGGCUCGGAGUGUACAGCGAAAGUCGUUUUCCUCGAGGGGUGGAACAAGAGCUAGUAAUUCGAAUAAAGAUGGGCUCUUAUCAGAAGAGGAAUUUAACCUAUGGAACAGACUCUAUAGGUUAGGAGACAGUGACACAGUUAAAGGAGUGACAUUGCCUCAGUCUCACUUCCUGUCUGUACAGGAGGACAGAGCGACUCAAGAACCAACUACUGGAAUUCACCAGCUCUCUCUCUCUGAGUGGAGUGUCUGGCAAGACCAUCCGCUUCCUACACAUCAAGUUGACCAUUCAGAUCGCUGCCACCAUUUUAUAAGCAUUAUGCAAAUGAUAGAAGGGAUGAGACAUGAAGAGAAUGAAUGCAGCUAUGAAUUAAAAAUUAAGCCUUUUCUACAAAUGGAAGAUAUCUGCUCAAAGUACAAUGCUCCCAGGAAUAGAUAUAAUAAUGUAGCCAGUGUCACCAGUAUUGCUCACAAGGAGUCUUCAUUUAGACCGCGUGUAGAUGCAGGAGGUUCCUUGUCAGUGAUAGAGUCUGAGGAAGAGCGUGCUACCACUGUUAAACAAACGGAUUCUGAAUGGACCAAAAUUACUUCUCUAAGGGGAAAAGCUUUUAGAGCAGUGGGAAAAGGCCAGACUCGUGAGCAAAGUGGUGGUGAUGAUGCUGAUGAUGCUGAUGAUGAUGCUGAUGAUGCAGAUACAGAUUUUUCAGACACUGACAGACAUUCUCCUGCCAGAGCUGUUUCCCAGGUGGAACGACCCAGAGGUGAAAGGAUGGCAGAUGUAGGUAGAAUUUCCAUCCUGGGUGCUGUUACUGAAGAUGAUAGCCAUCCAGGAACAUUACUAAUGGAGUGUCAGAUCACAGAUAAAUCACUUGCCAGGUACUCAUUAGAUUCUGGGUAUAGUAGUUUCAGUGAUGAGAAAUCUGUGUCAUCAAAUUUGUUCCUUCCGUUGGAAGAGGAGCUGUACACAGAUAGAGCAGCUGAGCAGUUUUAUAAUUGUCAGCCCGUGACAGAAGAAGUACUAGCUAAUGUGGAGAGAUUUUUAUCCUGUUCUCCCCCAUCUCUCAGUGGACUCUCAGACGUGGAGUAUGACAUUAGUCAGUGUUUUGAACUUGACAAUGUGUCCUGCUCACCCUACCCAGAGCAUGAACACAGUCAUAAACCUGGCUCACCCUACCCAGAGCGUGAACACAGUCAUAAACCUGCUUUUCUGGCAUCACACUCUGCUGGGAAUUCUCAACAAAAUUUAGAAUUGAAUUCAGCUAAACGUAUUAAUCAUCCUUCUGAAAAAUAUUGUCUUCCUGGCACAACUCAUAAUAAGAUUUCUGAUCAGCCCUCCUUCAGUGACUCUGAUAGUAAGUCCCAUAAUAUUGAAAAUCAAAAUUUAACAUCUAAUAGUUAUGGUCAAAUACAAGUAAACCUUGAAAAUAAUUUGGAUGAUGAGAAUAGCCAUGAAGACAGUGAAGCCCCUGUAGUGUUCACUGAUGAGGAUGAGAGCUUACUGUUGUUUGAAGAUGACCUGAAGAAGGUUGAAGAUGUUACUGAAGACUUGAAUGGGGCGGGCCUUCCUCCCGUCAGCAGUGUCAAUCAGCCCCUCAGUGUGUCGGAUGAGACUCUCACAGGUGUCGUGCCUCCGGUCUCUCGCUUCUUCAUUUCGGAUGAGCUGUUGUUAGAUGAUGACUCUGAACCUGAAGAUCAAGUCAUCUGUGAUACCAAGAGUUGGAAAUGUCAUGAAGGUGUGGAGGAUGGACAUGAAGAGCUGAAGACCAAGGAACAGACUUUUGAUUGCUCUGCAGACUUAUUUUCUGUUACCUUUGACUUAGGAUUUUGUAGUUCAGGUUCUGAUGAUGAAAUCUCAGCACGUGCCUCUGAGAGGAGUAGCGCCCUAAGAGCAGGUAAUGUGCCUUCAAGGAGUUCUGAUAAGGAGACAAAGGAUGCCAGUUUGACUUCAGGUCCAUUGGGUGGAACCAUCUCACCAAUCCCAACUGAAGAAGCGCAGUGGUCACCUUGGGCACAGAAUGAGGAAUGUGCGUCUUUCCACUUUGCCCCUUCCUCUCCUGUGAAGGAGAGAGUCAUGAGUACUCCACUUUCUAAGUCCCACACGAGUUCUAAGACAGGAGCACACAUGCUCAAGACACUAGACUCUACCAGGGAGAAAGCAGGUGGGCAGGGUUUCAAAGUGACAUUAAACCCAAGAUUGGACAAUCUAGGAUUUUCUGUAGCAGAGACCAAGAGCAGUGAUCAGCUCGUUGUGCAUCAAUCCCCUCAGCACCCUGAAGUUGAACACUUAACUAGUGAAAGCGAAGAUGAUGUUUUCCUGAGAAAAACUAAAAAACCAAAAGGAAAUGUCCUGAAGUCCCCCGAGUAUCAGAAAAACAACGAAGUUGAUUCACCUAUUCAUGUUGUAAAAAAGUCCAGGGUUCUUAGGUCAGAAUUAUCAUCUAGCGACGAUGAGAGUGAGAAUUUUCACAGACCAUGUCCAAGACUGAAACACUUCAAGGAUCGUAACAGGAACACCAGAAAAGGCUCCGAAGCCCAAAAGAAACGGAUUCAAGUAAAGACUCUAGCUCGGAGGUUUUUAGACGAUGAAGCAGCGGUUUCUGGAGAGGAUGCAGACUGUGUCUCCUCAGAUGAGGGUGAUGACUCUGAGAACGAGCAGGAUUCCUCACUCCUCGACUUUGUAAAUGACCGGACGCAGCUUUCACAGGCUAUAAAUGAUUCUGACAUGAGAGCUAUUUACAUGAAAUCUGUACGUAGUCCAUUGAUGGGCACUAAGUACAAAAUGGUCCGUGAGAAGCACACCAACAGGAACAUUUUCUCACAGAUUCCUGAGCAAGAUGAAAACUAUUUAGAGGACAGUUUUUGUGUUGAUGAAGAAGAGUCUUGCAAAAGCCUGUCAAGUGAAGAAGAAAUUUGUGUUGAUUUUAACUUGACUAAGGAUUCCUUUACAGAUGAGGACAGAAGAUAUAAAACCCGAUACGCAGUAAAGCGCAGACAAAUGAACAAGAGACAGAACUACACACGGUCAGGAAAGAAAUUGUCUAGAAUUAUCUUACCCGAGGAGGAGUCAAGUGAGGAAGAAAACACCGCCAGUGACAGAGAGGACUCUGGUGCUGGUGGCCGCGCUGCUGAUGAGCAUACACAGCAGGGCCAGCGCUGGGCUUCGGGGCCAUCGGGGUCCUCAGUGCAGCCCAAGAUCCUUUCUAACCCAGCAGGGAAUCAGUCAUCCGGGCAGAGACUACAGCUGCUACCCAAUAUGAAGGAUGCUGUUCCUAGAGCCUUGAACCUGAAGGCUCAGAGCCAUAAUCCAAUCAAAUCUCCUUCACCGCCAUGUCCUGGUGCUGAGUCAGGGAAGGAACGUGGGAACCGGCCAGUUCAGGUGAAGGCUGAUGAGGACGAGCACAGUGCCACCUCGGCAGCACCCUGUUCUACUUUCCUACCACAUGUGGCCGAGGUACAAACAGCCCCUAGGCAUCCGCAAGAAGGAAACAGGGCUUGCAUUCUUGUAGACAGUCGUGAAAUCACUACCGGUUUGGAAAUAAUCUCUUCGCUAAGAACAGUUCAUGGGUUACGAGUGGAGAUCUGUCCUCUUAAUGGCUGUGACUACAUCGUAAGCAACCGGAUGGUAGUAGAGAGGAAGUCUCAGUCUGAAAUGUCAAGUAAUACUGGUAAGAACAAGUUCAUUGAGCAGAUCCAGCGCCUGCAAAGCAUGUUUCAAAGAAUAUGUGUAAUUGUGGAAAAAGACAGAGAAAAAGCAGGAGACACGUCAAAAAUGUUUAGAAGAUCGAAGUGCUAUGACAGUUUGCUGACUGCCUUAGUUGGUGCUGGAAUCCGAAUCCUUUUUAGCUCUGGACAAGAAGAGACUGCAGAUUUACUGAAGGAGCUAUCAUUGGUGGAACAAAGAAAGAAUGUUGGUAUUCAUAUUCCAGCACUGCUGAGCCCUAGUAAACGUGAGGCACUUCAGUUCUAUUUAAGUAUUCCCAGUGUAAGUUACAUAACUGCCUUAAAUAUGUGUCACCAGUUUUCAUCUGUGAAAAAGAUGGCUAACAGCUCCCCUGAAGAAAUCUUCACAUGUGCGCAAGUAACUCGUCAAAAGGCUGAGGAGAUCUAUAAAUAUAUUCAUUAUAUAUUUGACAUGCAAAUGUUGCCAAAUGAUCUUAACCAGGAAAGACAAAAAUCUGAUACAUGAUCAACAUUCAGAGUCACUAUGAAAGAACUUUCAUGAUGCUAAUAUACUUCAAUAAUCAUUGUAGUUUGUGACUGCCAGUUAAAAAUAUGUAUUUCAUCUCUUAAUGAUCUUUAUAUUGUAUAUACCUUUUUAUUUAUAGACUAUAUAAUUUAUUUUUAAAAGGAAAUCUUUAAUGUUCCAUAAUCAUUUUGAUUAGACUGUGAAACAAAAUUUUAAUGAAUAAAUCAAGACUGUUAGAAAUGUUGUUCAGAGUGGUUUAAGCAUCUAAGAAAAGAAGCCAAAGGGCUGGGAGAUGUUCAGCUGCCUAAGUGUUUGCUGCACAAGCCUGACAACCGGAGUUCCUCCCUGUGCUGGCUGGUCUUAUGUCAACUUAAGCUAUCUGAAGGGAGGGAACCUCAACUGAGA